Messenger RNA from Lasiosphaeria miniovina, 1989 nucleotides. Its product is annotated as Golgin subfamily A member 7/ERF4 family-domain-containing protein. The transcript is spliced from 4 exons. NCBI's taxonomy places the organism in Eukaryota, Fungi, Ascomycota, Sordariomycetes, Sordariales, Lasiosphaeriaceae. The coding region runs from base 1 to 1989 and encodes 662 amino acids. Gene Ontology annotation, cellular component: endoplasmic reticulum palmitoyltransferase complex. The record is from RefSeq and is a predicted model, not a curated record. Gene Ontology annotation, biological process: protein targeting to membrane; peptidyl-L-cysteine S-palmitoylation.
AUGCGGCUGCCCCUGGACUCCACCUGCCAGCCUCUGGUCCUGGGUCUCGAGAAGGAGCUUUUGGGUGUCGUGGUUCCAUUUGGUCGACAGAAGCAGGAACAGGAGCAGCAGCAGGAGCAGGAUCAACAGGAGCAGGAGCAGCUGGACCCCUUAACACACCACUACCGGCACCAAUUGACUGCGUCCUCGCCUCGCGCCCGCCUGCCUCGCCGCUGCCGCUGCCGCCGUUGCUGGGAGGCGGACGAUUUCAGCCCACAUCUCGGCGCAAUCGGGGCAGCUGCAACUGGGGCAAUUGACUGGAACAAGUCCCGAGGAGGUCGUGGUCGUCUCGGCGGCCGCCCCAACCCAACGCUCGUCCCCACGGCUUCCACAACGGCACCGCCAGCACCCCCUCCGAAUCCACCAACGCAGACUGCCGCCGUAAAUGCAAAUGCAUCGGCUAGCCGCCAAUUCCCGUCCCCGCCGCUGUCCUCGCCAUCGCCAUCGCCAUCGCCCUCCCCAUCCCAGCAGCCCGCAUCGUCCUUCACCUUCACCCCGACCCCGACUCUCCCGUUCCCGCUGCCAGUAGCCGCUGCCGCCCCCGCCCGCGAGCCGCGUAGAAACAGCCUGCUGCGAAGGGGCUUCGGUAACCCCCCAGAUUCGUUUCUGCAGUCGCCCUUUCGCACGCGAGGCGCUGCUGCCUCAUUCAACGCCGGUCCCUUCCAAUCACCCUUGCGGCGCCUCUCUGCUGCUCGCCUGUGGAACCCGGCCAAUUCGACUCCGCGAACUCCACCCUCUGCCUCUACCGCAUCCUCACAAGCGCCAGCCCGCAGGAGACGUCGUCCCUCCACGCCGCCUCCGCCGCCCGUCCCGCUCUCGCACUCUGCCGUCGGCGCUGUCAGCGGCCCCGCCGACUCCGACCCCGUUGGCUCGGGUGCCGGUGAUUACCCGCUGCUGACCAUCCCCGAGCAGCGUCAGAACCGCCACUCCAUCUCGAACCGGGCCAGUCUCCAGAUCGAGCGUAGUGCGGGGGGCGAACAACGAAUUAGCCUCCCGCCCUCUGUCCGCCAUUCGUACGACGAAAAACGCACGAGCAUCACCCCCUCACCCGUCGAAGAGCCGAAGAAGACGCAGCUACCUGUGGCCCAGAAGUGGCCUAAGACGAGGACACCAGACACUGAGGACCAGCAGGUUUCAGUUGGUAUCACCUUUGAGCCUGCGUCUCCAGAACGACCAAAGGUCGACAAGGGGAAGGGAAAGGAAGUCAUGGCGCCUUCAGAAGACGUGAGCGGCCACGAUAGGGCGGGCUUCUCACAGGACUUGGAGCGCGGCCCAGACCUCACCAACCAGCGUCACUCGACGGCCUCGCGCAUCUCGGGCAUUGGAUCGGCCAUCUCGUCAAGCAACUCGUCAAUCAUGGGGGACCCAGACCAGCAAGCCGACGGAGGCGAAGACUGGGGCCCCCAGCACCCGUGCUACCCCCAUCUAAACCCGCACGUCCCCGUCGACUCGCCCGAAUACGCGACUACGCGCAUCAUCCGGAUCCGCCGCGACUGGCUGCUGGAGGGCGACCUGGCGCCGACCUUCUCCAACCUGUACCCCGAGAUUCUCGACCCGGCCGGGGUGACGGAGCAAGAGUUCCGCCGCGUCAUCGAGAAGCUCAACAGCGAGCUCGUGCCCAUCUUCAGCCCCUACAACUGGCGGAACAUCCUGGACGGCAUGCUGGGCCUGGCCACGGGCUGGCUCUGGGAGGACUUUGGCCUCACGGGCGCCAAGGCGAGUCUCCGGAAGGUCGAGAAGUGGAUCGAGCAGUGGAACCUCGAGAUGGAGAAGACGUAUGGCGCUGACGAAGGCGCCGUGCCGCCCAAGAUUAUACCGCUGCGGAGGACCGGCUACAUGGCGCUUGAUAUCCAGAUUCCCGAUCCCGAGAUCGCGCCCGCCCCGCCGAGCACGCCAGGCGCCUCACGGUCGGGCAUGCCCGCGGAGCCUGCUGCGGCCAUAACGGCGUGA